Saprolegnia diclina VS20 is the source of this 413-nucleotide messenger RNA. RefSeq lists its product as hypothetical. The record is from RefSeq and is a predicted model, not a curated record. NCBI's taxonomy places the organism in Eukaryota, Oomycota, Saprolegniomycetes, Saprolegniales, Saprolegniaceae. The transcript has a single exon. The coding region runs from base 60 to 332 and encodes 90 amino acids.
UUUCCAGUCCCCUCGACGAGCUCCUUUUCUCCAUCUGCCAACGUAUUCUAUCAGCUACGAUGAACUCGCCGACCAACAACAAGCUCGACUACGUGCGCAACGACUACAAGAUGGGUCUCAACAUCUCGAUCCAAACCAUGGACGGCCUCCCCGAGACCAUUGCGGCGCUGCGCGCCAAGCGGCAAGUCCUCGCGACCAAGCGCCAGGGCAUCCUCGCAAGCCUCGGGUGCAUCCCAGCCGAGGCGCCACCCGCGCCGAAGCGGCGCAAGCUCGAGUUUGCUCGGCUUUUCACCGACAACGUCGUGCCCGAGCCGAGUGUGGCUCUGUCCUAAGCCCGAGAACGGUGGUCGUGUAGAGGUCGAUCCGCCUGUAUUAUUACCUAGUGCUAUUCUAAUUUAUCGUACAUUCCUGCA